AUGUCUUCUUCGCCGCCGCCGCCGCCACCACCAGCUGCGCCGCAAGGCCGCGGAUUUACCGGCGACGGCUCUUCAUCUACGACAGCGUCAGCUUCGACAGCAACCCCAAGUUCAGAGCCAUCUUCUACGCCCUUGGUCCCACCUCCAGUGACUCCCCAAGGGCUCAUGCCUACCCGGCCAGUCAACAUUGUCCCAGCGUCAGUUCCAGCGCCACACCCAGCUUCGAGUUCAAGACCGUCUAUUACACCGUUGGUUCCGCCUCCAGCGAUUCCUCAAGGACUCAUGCCUACCCGUCCAGUCAUCAUUGUCCCGACGUCAGUCACAGCUUCAAAUUCAGGGCCAACUCCCAUAGUUCAACAAGGUUCCAAAGCCACUCGAAAUUCCAAGACCACAACUCCAUAUUUCUUGGACACAUCGUAUCCAACUCGGCCCAAUGCUGGUGGAUUACACUUUUCUAGCCUGCAGGAAGCCCAGAAAGCAUGUGACCGGGUUAUGUGGCGCGGACCUGCGGACGAUACCACUGUCCCACAAACCGACGCUGAUUGCCAGAAACACGUGCGACAGCUUGUGGAGGCUUUCAAGAGUGUUGAUGAUGCGAGGGACAGAAAGACUGGCUGCUACAUACGUCGCUUCCUGAAGGCGGGUAGUAGUUCUAACACUGGAUUUUAUCCGGAUUGGACCAUCGAAGUCUGUGCUUGGAUGAUUCUCGGUGAGGCUUUGAAAAUCUACAUCAAUGGUUUCAACGGUCCUGUCUUUGAUAAGGAAUUGCUGUCGCAUUUCGAGCAGUCCAGAGAGAUGACCUUCCAGGAUCGCAUCCAGACGAUUUGUAACGUUCUCAAGACCACCAAGAACAUAGCCGUUACCCUCCUCAAGGGCGAGAAAAUCCUCACUCUAGUCGGCUCACCGCAAAAGCUCUUGCAUGCCGCUGAAACCAACGCCAAGUCGAAUGCGAAUCGCAAUGAGUGGGUCAAGAUUGGCCGUAAAGCCGAUCCGAAUUACAAGGAGGGAACAACCACCAAGCGAAGGAAGAGAAACACUACCUCCGCUUCUGGCGAGAAUGCUCCUUCGGCCACUCUACCCCUUUCGGCGGAUUACAUUGCUGCUCAAGAGCUCUCCGAAGUCGAUAGCCAGAUGGGUAAUACAAUAUCCUCCGAGCCAGCCGACGUCAAUUCUCCAGAUCAGGGCGAAGACGUGGAGAAGAAGGCUGACAACAAUGACAGCGGCCAUGACGAGACUCAGGAAACAAGGGGCAGGGACGUAAUCGACAGUGACGGUGGUAGAGACACAGAUCGUUCUAACGACCACGGCAUGGAUGUACAACAGACAGAAGAUGGAGAUGCCGAUCAGAUUAUGGAGGAUGUGAUGGCUUCUUCUCCGCGACAGGCCGGCAGCGUUCAAGUAUCUUCACUUCCGGCUCGAAACGACACACUUGCUACCAACGAGACGUCGAUGGAGGUUCAAGUUGCUCAGACUUCCAACACUGCGGCUUCUGCUUCAACCUCUGCGAACAUACAUGUGACCGAGGAUCUGCGAACGGAGGUUAGUGGCGCUGCGACUAUGGGAGGUUUGAAAUUAGAGCUUCCCUUUCGCACCAACGGUCAGGGACAGUAG
Dothidotthia symphoricarpi CBS 119687 is the source of this 1611-nucleotide messenger RNA. RefSeq lists its product as uncharacterized. NCBI's taxonomy places the organism in Eukaryota, Fungi, Ascomycota, Dothideomycetes, Pleosporales, Dothidotthiaceae. The record is from RefSeq and is a predicted model, not a curated record. Bases 1 to 1611 code for a protein of 536 amino acids. The transcript is spliced from 6 exons.